CCAAAUUUGGCAGGUUUUCCGCGUGACAUAGAUCGACACAGCUUUUUAAAUGGGCCGCGCACAGAUUUUUCAAAAUAUCACCUGGCAUCCCUGAUCAAAAUUAUAAUAUCGAUUUAUCGCAUUUCAACUGAUCAAGAUGUCGAGUUUUAAGCCUAUCGACGGUUCGAAGGAGGACUUCCGGAAAUAUCUGGAUCGCAAAGGUGUAAUGGAUGCAAUCACCAAAGUAUUAGUGAAAUGCAAUUCAGACCGUCCGGAAAAUGCUUUAGAGUAUUUAUUGGAUAACCUCGGAGAAAGACUCAAGGAUAAAGAUGUAAUCGCUAGAUUGGAAAGCGAAUUGAUUGAUGCUCGGAAAGAGAUAGAAGUGCUAAAACACGAUAUUGUCUCACUACGAGCGAAAUGUACUGCUACAGACAUUUCCACUACUCAUGAUUCCAUGCGUGAUCAAACACAUAAUGGACCUUCAUUACAAAUUGAACAAAAUAAAUCAAAAGAGGAAUCUCUAGAGGAAAAAGAGAUACCCGAGACAGCGGAGAAGGUGUUGGAUUUGGUUCAAUCAUGCUCAGAUGCAUCAGGAUUGCAGUAACCAAUUGUUCGAAGACAUUAAAGUAGAAAUAAUUAUGGUAAAUAGAUGAGCGCGUAAACAAUA
Molecule: messenger RNA, 646 nt
Organism: Topomyia yanbarensis
Lineage: Eukaryota; Metazoa; Arthropoda; Insecta; Diptera; Culicidae
Product: c-Myc-binding protein homolog
Exons: 2
Coding region: 137-583 (148 amino acids)
Biological process (GO): regulation of DNA-templated transcription
Cellular component (GO): nucleus
Molecular function (GO): transcription coactivator activity
Source: RefSeq, a predicted model, not a curated record